UUAUAUCAACAAUUCCGUGCUCGCGGGAGCAUGUGUUGUCCAAGGUAUUUGUGUUUAAAAUAGGAAACGAGAGCUGUAAUCCUGCAAUUUAUUUCUGCUGGUUGUUUCACACCACCUGCAUUUCAAUAACGUUAGCUUGUUAGUCAAUUUGGCUAGUCGUGUGUUUUGAAGGAAGGUUGUAAUUAACACUGUCUAGCACACGUUAUCCAGCGCAGUCAGAAAUCUCGACUGAGUGAUAGAGAUGAAGGGAAAAUUGAAGCAGAACGGCAAAAAGAAGAAGGGAAAUGUCGUCUUGGAGAAGUAUAUGGUGGCCGUGGAUGACUUUGUUAAAAGCAAAUGUGGCACUGAAGAAACAGAUAAUUACCACAGAUUGAAAUGUGUAAAAAAGAAAAGCAGAAAGGAGCUACGUAAAGAAAAGCGAAAAAUGAAAAAAGCCAAAAUAAAAAGCCAUUAUCAGGGUGAAAAGGCCCCCAGUUUACUCCUUGAUGAAUGUGAAAACUCAGGAAUAACAUCUGAUAAACAGCAGAGGAAGAAGAAUAUGGAUAACGCAAACAAAGAAAUAUCAAAAAGACAGUCAUAUAAGUCCAGUAGUGGGCCUACAGGAAAACCAGACAGCUCUAAAACACCAUCAUCUUCCAAAAAAGGCAAGAGCAUAAAUAAGUUGAAAGAAUCAAGAAAAAUGGCACUGAUGGAAGCAAAUGAACAAGAGGACAGAGAAAUAAAGAAACUAGAGCGGUGCUUGGGAUUAAACAAGAGGAAAAACAAAAAAAGUCUCCCACAGUCCUUUGUGGCUGAUGGACUUGAUUAUGUCCUUGGUGUGCUUGACUCUGGGUCUUCAGCUGCAGGAAUGUUUGAUGAUAAUGAUGAUGACCUCGACAUGGCCAAGGAGAAUUUUGAAAACCUUAAUGAGAAUGAUUCUCAGUUGUCAGAUGAGGCCGAAGAGCCAGGAGAUGAGAUGGCCAGUCAAGAUAGUGAUGAAGACAUGAGUUCCAUUGAUGAUGAGAAUGAGGUUGGUGAUGAUGAUGAUGAAAUGGUUGACAAAGAGGAUGAAAUGGAAGGUGAGCUGGAUAACAGUGAUCCAGCAUACUCAGACAAUGAAGAGGAAACAGAAGAAAAAGAAGAGGACAUUCCUCAUACAAAUACAGCAGACUCCGUGUCCUCUACAACUCGUAUGUAUGUGCCGCCUCACUUACAAAAUGCUGGAGAUCAUAAACACAAAGCUGAGCUUGAAAAACUGAAGAGGAAUGUGAAAGGCCUCGUGAACAGGCUGAGUGAGGCCAACAUUGCAUCUAUUAGUAGUCAGCUAGAGGAGCUAUACAUGAGCUGCAGCAGGAAGGACAUGAAUGAUACCCUGACGGAGGUGCUACUAGCAGCUUGUGUGACCCCGACCCUGAUGCCUGACAGACUACUGAUGGAGCACAUCCUACUUGUCAGCGUCCUCCAUCACACUGUCGGACUGGAGGUUGGAGCCCAUUUUCUAGAGACAGUGGUGCGAGAGUUUGACAAGUUGUACAAGAAUUCAAAAGAAGGCAAAGAGUGUGACAACCUGAUCGCCAUAGUUUCUCACCUCUAUAACUUCCAGGUUGUGCAUUCUGUCCUCAUUUUUGACAUUCUAAAGCAUUUAGUUGGAGCGUUUACAGAGAAGGACAUUGAAUUAGUUUUGUUUGUGCUGAGGAAUGUUGGCUUCAGCCUGAGGAAGGACGACGCACUGGCUCUGAAGGAGCUCAUUUCUGAAGCCCAGCAGAAGGCCAGCGACUUGGGGUCAAAGUUCCAAGAUCAGACCAGGGUGCGUUUUAUGUUGGAAACCAUGUUGGCUUUGAAGAAUAAUGAUAUGCGAAAGAUUCCAGGCUACAAUCCUGAGCCAGUGGAGAGACUGAGGAAGUUGCAGAGGACUCUGAUCCACCGUAGUGCAGGAGGCAGUGACAUGAAGCUGAGGGUCUCACUGGACAAUCUCCUGGCCGCGGAUCAAAUCGGCCGCUGGUGGAUUGUCGGCUCCUCGUGGAGUGGAGCGCCCAUGAUCAGCGAACAAGGGAGCAAGACUACGAAACCGAUGACUGCUGAAGGGCAGUUUAGUGCCAAAGUGUUAGAGCUGGCCAGAAAGCAGAGGAUGAACACUGACAUCAGAAGAAACAUCUUUUGUGUGAUUAUGACCAGUGAAGAUUACCUGGAUGCAUUUGAGAAGCUGUUGAGGAUGGGACUGAAGGACAAGCAGGAGAGAGAGAUUGUUCAUGUUCUGAUGGAUUGCUGUCUGCAGGAGAAAACCUUCAAUGCCUUUUACGCUGUACUCGGAGAGAAAAUCUGCUCCCAUGACCGCCGCUUCCAGAUGACCUUCCAGUUCAGCCUAUGGGACAAGUUCAGGGAGCUGUCCAACCUUCCCAGCAGUACCUUUAAUAACCUGGUCCAGCUAGUUACGCAUUUCCUCCAAAGAAAGUGCCUCUCACUCUCCAUACUCAAAGCCAUAGAGUUUGGGGAACUGGAUAAGCCCACAGUGCGCUUCCUCCGUCAGAUGCUGACUAAACUACUAAAAGAAACUGAGCCAGAGGACCUAGCCAGCAUAUUUGGAAGGAUUUCAGGAAUUCCCAAGCUAGGAAUGCUGCGGCAAGGACCAGCUGAGCAAGCAGCAAUGCUCUUAGAACGCGCUCAGGUUGCCACCAGAGCCAUGGAGGCCAAAGAGGCCAAGCUUAAACUGUAAAACAAACACACAUACAAUAAACAUACUGUGGAACAGAGGAGAGCUUGUUGGAGUUGAACGCCUUUUAACGUGAAGAACACAAACCUACUGUUUACUUUAAAGAAAAAAAAACAGAUUUUUAUAUGUGAUGGUGUUUAUUUAAUUGUUAAAAACAAAGGGGCUAAAUAUCAAAAAUGAUUGUAUCUUACCAGAUUGACUGUAAUUUGUACCAGUUGUUCAACAUCAGUUACAAUAGCCUCAAUAAAUCACAGACAUUUUGACACCCUUGUGGAGAGAGA
Monopterus albus (swamp eel) is the source of this 2970-nucleotide messenger RNA. It is a transcript of the gene nom1, whose product is annotated as nucleolar protein with MIF4G domain 1. Gene Ontology annotation, biological process: ribosomal small subunit biogenesis. Gene Ontology annotation, cellular component: nucleolus. NCBI's taxonomy places the organism in Eukaryota, Metazoa, Chordata, Actinopteri, Synbranchiformes, Synbranchidae. The record is from RefSeq and is a predicted model, not a curated record. Gene Ontology annotation, molecular function: RNA binding; protein binding.